AAUUUUAUAGUCAUCGUGGUAAGGCGUGCUGCUUCGCCGCAGUUGGAUUCUUUCAUAUAGAUUUCUGAAAUGAAUAUGGCAACAUCGAAUGUUAUGAAUGACUCGACUAGAACCUAGAGUGUAUCGACUAAAGUAGGUAGUUAUAAUUCAGGAAUUUAUUUGGUUCAUAUUUCAUCAACUCUAUGUAAUAUAUAGUUGAUAUAAGUGUACAAAGUGUUUAUUGUAAUAACUACACGGUGCUUUUUAAAUUGUGUUACAUUCCAUUUGUUAGUAGUGCAUUUAGUUCAGUUUUGUCACGCCCAAGUAAAUCAACAAACACGUGAGUGCCAAAUAUUGUUUGAUUAAGUGUUUAAAAUGGCUUAUCAACAACACAACGGGCCUCCUCCACAACCCUAUGCUCCCCCAUAUGAGCCACAAGCGCCUCCGCAAUACGGAGCGCCACCUUACGGAGGACAACCUUAUCCUCCUCAACAACAACAACCUUAUGGGAUGCAACCACCCUAUGGGCAACCCCAACAACAUUAUGGAGGACCUCAACCUCCUUAUGGUGGACAGCCUCCUUUUGCAGGACAGCAACCUUACGGGCAACCUCAAUAUGGGCCAGAGCAUUAUCAACAGCCUUAUUAUCCCCCAAUUCAACAACAACAGAGUCAAGAUGAUGAUUGCUGUAAAUGGUGUUGUGGAUUAACCUGUCUCUCACUCUUAUGCUGCUGUUUGAUGAAUCAUGACUAAGUCAUAUGUUUUUGAUAAUAGAUGAUGGUACUUAUUCAUCAUUGAAUAGAAUAUUCCGAAUAGGACCACUUUAGUACAGAAAAUAUUUUUGUACUUUUUAAUUAAAGGCGAAUUAUGAAUAACGCACAAUACCUUCCAUUCUUGCAGCUCCAUAUUUGUGAUGCUCAAUGCAAAUCAAUAAAUAAAAUUAUAUACAAUUUAUUUGAUAAAAUUUUAAAAAUAUAUUCAUAGGUUUACAUGUUUACUAUACAUUUAUUGUGUGAUUAAUGAAUAUAUCGUUAAUGUAAAUAUUGUGUAUAAUGUAUUUUAUUAAAUGUAAUAAAUUAUUUGCAGAGCUUAA
Messenger RNA from Diorhabda sublineata, 1072 nucleotides. RefSeq names its product proline-rich protein 2-like. The coding region runs from base 355 to 732 and encodes 125 amino acids. The record is from RefSeq and is a predicted model, not a curated record. The transcript is spliced from 2 exons. NCBI's taxonomy places the organism in Eukaryota, Metazoa, Arthropoda, Insecta, Coleoptera, Chrysomelidae.